GCUCUGUCGUUUCCCGAAAAAGUACAGUUCUUUCACCCUUAAACCUUCGUUUUGUAGCAUUGUAUACCGUGAAAAGAAUUUUAAUCAAAUAUUUGUAAUAGUUCAAUUUAUAUAUAAAACUAAAUGUUAAGGGAGUGAAUUGCUCAAUUUUGUUAGAGACAAUUCACUCGUAGAAAUUAUUUAUUUUAGUAUAACGUUCGACAACUUCAUGUUUCACAAUGAGUGAUUAUUCAGCGGUCGCUCCGCCUCAAAAUUUCAGCCAAAGCUCCGCAUUUGCGGCAGCUUUGCAACGAGCAAAGCAGAUAGCAGCAAAAAUUAAUCCUGUUAGUCUGCAAAAUAUUCAAGAUUCUAAGUUAAAACGUCCUCUUGAAGAUAGUACAGAACCUGAAGCAAAGAAAAUGGCAGCAUUAGUAGCAGAUCCAUUAAUAGGACUUCGUGGUGGACCUACAAGUAAUAGUUCUAUUGGGGAAGGAUCUAAUCAAGCAACAACUAAAGUAGGAUCACAAACAUCUUCAUCUACUCCAAUAGGUGGUAUGGGAGGUAUUUGCAAUGAAGAUAUCAGAGUUCCAGAUAAAAUGGUUGGUUUAAUAAUUGGCAGAGGUGGAGAGCAAAUAACCAGAUUACAAAGUGAGACAGGAUGUAAAAUACAAAUGGCUCCAGAAGGUGGACUACCUGAACGAGUUUGCACACUAACUGGUUCACGAGAAGCUGUCAACCGAGCGAAAGAAUUGGUGCUUUCAAUUGUGAACCAAAGAAGUAGAACAGAAGGAAUUGGAGAUAUAAAUAUGAGUGGGAGUAGUGGAGGAAUGAUAGGACAUCCCGGUUUUGUAGAAAUUAUGAUUCCGGGUCCAAAAGUUGGAUUGAUAAUUGGAAAAGGAGGAGAAACAAUAAAACAACUGCAAGAAAAAUCAGGAGCAAAAAUGGUUGUUAUUCAAGAAGGGCCUUCACAAGAACAAGAAAAACCUCUAAGAAUAACUGGGGAUCCCCAGAAAGUAGAAUAUGCCAAGCAAUUAGUCUAUGAGCUUAUAGCCGAAAAGGAAAUGCAAAUGUUUCACAGAGGUGCAAGAGGUGGCGACAGGGGAGGAAAUUAUACUAGUGAUAGUAAUUUUAGUCAUGCCUCUACUAGUAAUGAUGGAGUUGAGGUAUUAGUUCCGAGAGCUGCGGUAGGCGUCGUUAUUGGCAAAGGAGGCGAUAUGAUAAAAAAGAUUCAAGCAGAAACAGGAGCACGAGUUCAAUUUCAACAAGGUAGAGAGGAUGGCCCAGGAGAUAGAAAAUGUCUCUUAUCUGGGAAACAUCAAGCUGUAGAACAAGCGCGUCAGCGUAUCCAAGAACUUAUAGAUAGUGUAAUGAGAAGAGAUGAUGGGAGAAGUAAUAUGGGUACCAGAAGUGGUCCAAGGGGAAAUGGAUUUGGAACCGGUAGAAAUCCAACUGAAUAUGGUACUUGGGACAGACGUCAAGGUGGUCCUAUGCAGGAUAAAAUAGAAACUACGUUUACUGUACCUUCUUCAAAAUGUGGCAUUAUAAUUGGAAAAGGUGGUGAAACCAUUAAGCAGAUAAAUCAACAGACAGGGGCUCAUUGUGAAUUAGAUAGGCGGAAUCAAAGUAAUGAAAGUGAAAAAAUUUUUAUAAUUCGUGGCAAUCCUGAACAAGUGGAGCAUGCUAAAAGGAUAUUUAGUGAAAAAUUAGGAAUGGGACCAACUGGUACUUCUUUCACAGGUGCACAAGGAGCAAUUGGUUAUAAUCCCAGUUGGAAUGCUGGAACAGGAUAUCAAGCAUGGCCCAGUCAACCUCAAUCUAGUGAUGCAGGUAAUGCUAGUCAAGCACCUGUUCAAGUUAAUCCACAAACAGGUCAGCCCGAUUAUAGCGCACAAUGGGCAGAAUAUUAUCGGUCUCUUGGUAUGCAUAGAGAAGCAGAUAUGAUAGAACAACAAGCAAAGCAAGGAAAACAAGAUCAUAAUCAACAAGCAGGAAGUGCACAAAAUCAAUCGAAUCCUGCAACGGCAACAGCUUCUACGCCUGGUCAACAACAACAACAAACACAACAGCAGCAAACGGGUGCUUCUCAAAAUGGAGGUCAAGCUGAUUAUAGUGCUCAAUGGGCUGAAUAUUAUAGAAGUAUCGGUAAAAUAAAAGAAGCUGAAGCAAUAGAAGCACAAAUGAAAGCAGGCAAGUUGGGAAUACAAGGGAAUCAAAUGACACAACCUCAAAUGCAACCAGCUAUGCAGAAUCAAUCGGCUGGACCACCUGGUAGUACACCAAACACAUUUCCACAAGCUUAUGGUAGUUAUCCAGGAAUGAAUGCAGGCUCAGCUCCGACUGGUUAUUAUGCAGCAGGUGCAGGGUCUACAAGUCAACCACAAUCGGGGCAACAAAAUCCAACUUUUCCUACUAAUUAUCAAAACUAUCCUUACUCGCAGUCCAGUUCUGAUAAUUAAACUUCCAGAGGAAAAUAUAAGCUAUAGUUUUCAAAUAGCUUUCCAUCGGGAUGUGGUUAAUGCCUGCUGUACCUUCAUAUGUUUAUAAAAAAAUUACUGCAAUUGCUCGCUUUAUAAAAUCAUUAUUAUCUAAAAGCACCGUUAGAAACAAUUAUAUUCUAUUAAUACUAUAUUACAAUUUAUGGUUUUUUUAUAUACAUACAUAAACACAUGUAUACAUAUAUAUAUAUAUAUAUUGUAGGAUAUGCAUCAUUUUAGAUGUAAGAUAUAAGAAACAUUAGUUAUUGAAUAUUGAAGUUAAUAGUAUAAUGUAAUAUCAAUAUGAUGUCCACAUCUGUGUUUUAAUUACGCUACUGUAUGUACACUUACUUCAUAACAUAUAACUGUAAUAUAAGUUAAAACUAGCAGGUGCAGCAGCAGGUCUGAAAGAGGAACGGGGGAUCGCCAACAUUAACCAUAUUACUGCACCCAUGUUUCAUUAAAAUUGUUGAAAAUUAUACUUUCGAAUGCGUUACUACAAAAUAUUUAAGUAUCUACCACAAUAGAUCAUUAUUUAUGUCUCGCAGAUUCAUUCAUAGAAUAUUUCUUUCAUCAAAUUUACAAACCUCUAUACAAUAACAAGGUUGUAAAGAGACAGCUAAACUUUAUUUUUAUUACUCAUCAUUUAUUGAUAAUAUGUAUUCAAAGAACUAUGAUAUAUAUGAUGCUCUAUAUACAUAUGCUAUUAUAACAAUGCUAAAUACAACAUUACCUUUA
Molecule: messenger RNA, 3191 nt
Organism: Vespa crabro (European hornet)
Lineage: Eukaryota; Metazoa; Arthropoda; Insecta; Hymenoptera; Vespidae
Gene: Psi
Product: far upstream element-binding protein 3
Exons: 14
Coding region: 219-2435 (738 amino acids)
Biological process (GO): regulation of DNA-templated transcription
Cellular component (GO): nucleus; cytoplasm
Molecular function (GO): mRNA binding
Source: RefSeq, a predicted model, not a curated record